Messenger RNA from Colletotrichum lupini, 2997 nucleotides. RefSeq names its product amidohydrolase. The coding region runs from base 1 to 2997 and encodes 998 amino acids. Lineage: Eukaryota; Fungi; Ascomycota; Sordariomycetes; Glomerellales; Glomerellaceae. Gene Ontology annotation, biological process: N-acetylglucosamine catabolic process. The record is from RefSeq and is a predicted model, not a curated record. Gene Ontology annotation, molecular function: N-acetylglucosamine-6-phosphate deacetylase activity. The transcript has a single exon.
AUGGCACCACUUACGGGCGCCGAAAAGAUGGAUGAGCUGCCGCCCUACAGCCCGCCAGCGGCGACAGCGGCUGAAAGUCGCCGUGUCCUCUCUUCGUCAGUGCGGCGGCGGCAUCAUCCGGCUCUCCCACUUUUACCCCGCAGGUCGCGAACAUUGCGCGUUCUUGGUUUAGCAUGCCUCGCGUUCAUCGUCUACGCGCAAUGGAGACAGAUUUACCCCGUGGGCGGCGUCUCCGGGCCGGAAUUUACGAUUCAUGGGCUCUCAACUCGCCAGCUGCGAGAGGAUCUGUCGACUUGCGGAAAACUGCACAGUCGACCGAUUGACCCGCCUGGUUACGGGAGGACACGGAACGCCCGCUACGUGGACGGCAAGAAACCCACAGUCAUCAGGAACACAACAAUCUGGGUCGGGGAGCCGGUUGAAGGGUCUGCCGACUAUUCAUGGAUUUCUGCCGACGUGUUUAUUGAGCACGGCCUUAUCAAACAGGUCGCUGAGGGCAUAGCGAUAGCCUCCCUGCCCGGAGAUGUUCUCGUCUACGAUGCGGGUGGGCGGCCGCUCACCAGCGGCAUCAUCGACAUGCACAGCCAUGCUGCAGUGCACUCACUGCCAACACUACACGGCAAUGAGGAUGUCAGCGAGCUGUCGAAAGAUAUCACUCCCUAUGUCCGAUCCAUUGACGGCAUUCAGCCGACGGAUCAUCAACUCCAGGUCAUCAAGUCUGGCGGCGUUACCACGUCGUUGAUUCUUCCUGGAUCAAGUAACAAUAUUGGCGGCGAAGCCUUUGUGAUCAAGCACGCCGUCGGAGCUGCUGACGGACGCAAUGAAACAAGCGUAAUUGAUAUGCUAGCUGAUCCGGAUCAUACCUGGCGGCAUAUGAAGAUGGCAUGUGGUGAGAAUUCGAAGCAGGUCCACGGGAAGGCGGGUGAACGUGGCCCGUACAGCCGCCUCGGUGAAAGCUGGGAAUUCCGUCAGGCUUUCGAGCAUGCUGCCAAGUUGAUCCGCAAGCAAGAUGACUGGUGCCACGCCGCUGCUCAAGGUCUUGAUAAUGUCCAGACUUAUCUCAGCCACGAUCUAGAAUGGGAGGCACUGAUUGCUGUGCUCAGGGGCCAAGUCCAUGUUCAUGCUCAUUGCUACACCAUUAAUGAUCUCGAAGCUUUCGUGGAUCACACGAAUGAGUUCAAGUUUCCCAUCCGCGCAUUUCAUCAUGCCCACCAGACGUAUCUCGUGCCCGAGGUAAGUAUUCGCAAAGCCCUUGAUGGUAUCUCCCAUUGCUGCGUCUUUUACUCACUCGUCAUUCCCAAGAUUCUCAAACGGGCAUGGGGAAAUAAUCCACCAGCAUCCGCCCUCUUCGCUGACAACAUGUGGUACAAAGCCGAAGCUGCUAUGGGCUCAGAAUACGCGGGAAAACAUCUCUAUGAUGCUGGACUGACGCCCAUCUACGUGAGCGAUAAUCCGGUGCUCAAUGCACAGCACGUCGUGUUUGAAGCUGCGAAAGCGUACAAGUAUGGUCUGCCUUACCACGCUGCACUGGCAUCCGUCACCACUGCCCCAGCUGAGAGGCUGGGAAUGGAGCAUCGCCUCGGUAAAGUCAAGCCUGGCUUCGAUGCCGAUAUCGUCGUCUGGGAUAGUGACCCAUUGAGCGUUGGGGCUACGCCAGUCCAGGUCUGGAUUGACGGUACUGCUCAGUAUGACGAACCAAUUAGACUUAACAAGACCUAUGAGGGUACCAUAGUCCCCGAUGAGAAUCUCAGCGAGGUUGUCGUAAAGCCUCAGAUCAUGCAGGGCGACGUUGUCUUGACAGGAAUUUCAAAAGUACUACACUCCGUAACAGUGAGUGGCUUAGCAGCCGAUGGGAAAACCUACAACGUAGCCGUCUCUAACGGCAAGAUUACUUGUAUUGGAGGCUGCGAAGCCGAGCUCAAAGUUGCGUCUAGCCAUGAAGGUACUCUAAUUCACCUAAAGAGCGGCCAUCUUACUCCGUCCUUCAUCGCCUUUGGCUCAACGAUCGGUCUGAACGCCAUAGACUCGGAGCGAAAUACCGACAACGGUGCAGACGGGGGAAAGUUCAGUCGCGGUGUUGACGGGCUCGCCCUCGAUACGGAUAAACUGCAAGUUGCCCACCGCUAUGGUGUCACCCGAGCCAUCUCGGCCCCCAAAUUCACGGCUCUCGGCACGCAUCACGGCACAAGCACUGGGUUUCUCACCGGGGCUGGGACUACUCUCGACCGUGGUGCCGUGUUUGCUCGCGACGCUGCUGUGCACUAUACUCUCGAUCUUUCCGCGAAAAGCGGGGUUAAUGGAAUUUCAUCCAUCUCAGGAGGUGUUGGCGAGCUGCGACGGAAGCUUCUCACGGCAGUCUCAUCGCUCGCUGCGAAUGACACUAUCCUUGUGGAAGACCGAUACACGGAGGUCGCGUUUCUCCGAGAAGUUGUCGAAGGGCAGAUGGCACUCGUCGUUACUGUGCAUAGCGCAGACACCAUCGCUGCCUUGUUAGACGUCAAAAGCAGUGUUGAGGAGGUUCUUUCAGAGCUCGUAGACAGCCCGAACACGCUUCGUUUCGUCGUAUACGGUGGCGCCGAAGCUCACCUGGUUGCCGACGCCUUAUCUGCAGCCAAAGUGGGAGUUGUUUUGGCACCAAUGCAGUCUUUUGCGGUUUCUUGGGAUCAGCGACGAGCGCUUACGGGCGCGCCUUUGACAAACGGCACAAGUGUAGAUGUCUUGGUUCAGGCUGGAGUUGAUGUGGCUAUUGGCUUGGAGGAGGACUGGAUCGUGCGAGACCUUGGCUUGCUCGCGGGCGCGGCGUUCAAAAAUGGCGAAGGGCGGCUGAGUGAGAAAAGUGCAUUGGACUUGGUCGGAAGGAAUGUGUACAGGAUCCUCGGUCUGGAGGAUGAACUUGAGGAUGAGCACUUUGUGAUACACGAAGGGAGUCCGCUUGAGAUUGAAUCUAGGGUGCGGGCUGUUGGUGACAGAGGACCGGGCCUAUUAGUUUUCAUCUAG